AUGAUAGAUGUCUACCUGAUGGUUCACCAUCACAGGACUACAAUCUUCACUGAGGCCAAAGAGACAACAACUGUGCAUGAGUUGAAAAAGGUGGUAGAGGGAAUACUGAAAAGGCCACUGGAGGAGCAGCGGCUCUACAAAGAUGACCAGCUGCUGGAUGAUGAUCAUAGGACUUUACUAGACUGUGGCUUAAGCAGCCGAAGCUGCCAUCCUCAUGUUCCUGCCACAGUAGGCUUGGCUUUAUUCAGACCUAGCAAUGGCACCUUUGAACCAUUGUGUAUUGACCCCUUCUCAAGCACCUCAGAGCUACCUGAUGUUAAGAAGUCACAGGUGUGUGGUAGCAGCUCUAGGGAGCAAACCUUGUGUUAA
This is a messenger RNA of Harpia harpyja (harpy eagle), 369 nucleotides long. RefSeq names its product elongin B (gene ELOB). The transcript has a single exon. NCBI's taxonomy places the organism in Eukaryota, Metazoa, Chordata, Aves, Accipitriformes, Accipitridae. The record is from RefSeq and is a predicted model, not a curated record. Gene Ontology annotation, cellular component: elongin complex; VCB complex. Bases 1 to 369 code for a protein of 122 amino acids. Gene Ontology annotation, molecular function: protein binding. Gene Ontology annotation, biological process: transcription elongation by RNA polymerase II.